This is a messenger RNA of Castor canadensis (American beaver), 963 nucleotides long. RefSeq names its product Fas apoptotic inhibitory molecule 2 (gene Faim2). Gene Ontology annotation, cellular component: membrane; Golgi apparatus; endoplasmic reticulum. The record is from RefSeq and is a predicted model, not a curated record. Lineage: Eukaryota; Metazoa; Chordata; Mammalia; Rodentia; Castoridae. Gene Ontology annotation, biological process: negative regulation of apoptotic signaling pathway.
UGGAGAGACAGCACCAUGACCCAGGGAAAGCUUUCUGUGGCUAACAAGGCCCCUGGGACUGAGGGGCAGCAGCAGGCAAAUGGUGAGAAGAAGGAGACUCCAGCAGUGCCCUCUGCCCCACCCUCCUAUGAAGAGGCCACCUCUGGGGAGGGGCUGAAGGCGGGAGCCUUCCCCCCAGCUUCCACAGCUGUGCCUCUCCACCCAAGCUGGGCCUAUGUGGACCCUAGCAGCUCUACAUAUGAUGGCGGUUACCCCACUGGACACCAUGAGCUAUUCACCACCUUCAGUUGGGAUGACCAGAAAGUUCGACGGGUCUUCAUCAGAAAGGUCUAUACCAUCCUGCUGAUCCAGUUGCUGGUAACCUUAGGUGUCGUGGCUCUCUUUACCUUCUGUGACUCUGUUAAGGACUAUGUCCAGGCCAAUCCUGGCUGGUACUGGGCAUCCUAUGCUGUGUUCUUUGCAACCUACCUGACCCUGGCUUGCUGUUCUGGACCAAGGAGACACUUUCCCUGGAACCUGAUUCUGCUGACCAUCUUUACCCUGUCCAUGGCCUACCUCACUGGGAUGCUGUCCAGUUACUACAACACUACGUCUGUGCUGCUGUGCCUGGGCAUCACGGCCCUCGUCUGCCUCUCAGUUACAGUCUUCAGCUUCCAGACCAAGUUUGACUUCACCUCCUGCCAGGGUGUGCUCUUCGUGCUGCUCAUGACCCUCUUCUUCAGUGGACUCAUUCUAGCCAUCCUCCUGCCCUUCCAAUAUGUGCCCUGGCUCCAUGCAGUCUAUGCCGUGCUAGGAGCAGGCGUGUUUACACUGUUCCUGGCAUUUGACACCCAAUUGCUGAUGGGUAACCGACGCCACUCGCUCAGCCCUGAGGAGUAUAUUUUUGGAGCCCUCAACAUUUACCUAGACAUUAUCUAUAUCUUCACCUUCUUCUUGCAGCUUUUUGGCACCAACCGGGAAUGA